AGAAUGAGAAAGUCUCAGAAAAAAUGGCGACGGGGCACAACACCGGUAUGCGGCUUAUGUAACGCUAAGUGAAGCUCCCCCCCCACGCCUGUGGAAGGUGGUCUGUUCUAGCCACGCCCCCUUGUAUGCUUCAACUACUCCAAGCCCAGAGGUCAGUGCGGAGCCACGUACUACACUUCCCAGAGUUCACCGCGCCCGCUGGAACCUACCAACUCCGUGGAAAGAAGGGGGGGGAGGCUCUGUUCAGAGAGGGGAAGCUGGCCAGCAGGGUGGAGGAUCGAUCGAGGAUGGAGAUCCCGCCUUCCCAUCAGUGACAGGUCCUCUUUACGUGAAGUGGAAGGAUGAGAAGGACAAGCCGUAGGGAUCAGUUCACAUAUCAUUCGUUGUCGCCAUAAAUCUCAAAAGAAUUGACGCCCCAACACGUUUCGGGGGUAUAUGUCUCCCUUCAUCAGAGCUGACCGGUUCCCCAGGAUGGCGAGGGCUCCUCUCCGGCUCGUGUCUCUGCUCUCGGCCGGUCUGGCCACAUCCGGUCUCUGUGUGUAUGGGGCAAACUACUGGGACCCCAAUGAUUUUGGGGUUGUUCGAAUUGGAAGAGCUGCACUGACGACGGCAACCAUUAGCUGUGAUUAUCUCAUGAACCUCCACAGCGUUCCUCCGGGGACGCCAGAAUAUGACGUCCUCAAGUCCCAGAUACACAGCCGCUGUGCCCGUCAUCUGCUGGACCUUUGCUGCGCCAACCGGGGCACCUUCAUCAAGGUGGGGCAGCACCUGGGCGCCUUGGAGUACCUGCUGCCGCCAGAAUAUACCCGUACCCUCAGUGUUCUACACAGCCAGGCCCCGCCCACUCCACUGCCCGAUGUGCUGCGUGUCAUCCAAGAGGAACUGGGCAAAGAGGCCAAUGAAGUGUUUGAUCGGUUUGAGGAAGCGCCGCUGGGUGCCGCCUCAUUGGCUCAGGUGCACCGCGCGGUUCUGAAGGACGGCCGGACGGUCGCUGUGAAAGUUCAGCAUCCCAAAGUGCAGACACAGAGUUCCCGCGAUAUCCUGCUCAUGGAGGUUCUCCUCCACAUUGUGAAGAAGAUCUUCCCGCAGUUUGAGUUCAUGUGGCUCAUCGAGGAAGCGAAGAAGAACCUUCCGCUGGAACUCGACUUCCUGAACGAGGGGCGGAAUGCGGAAAGACUAGCGCACAUGGUGUCCAGGUUUCCCUUCCUCAAGAUUCCCAGAAUCCAUUGGGAGCUGAGCACCAAGCGGCUGCUGGUGAUGGAAUACGUGGAAGGUGGACAGGUGAACGACAGGGAGUACAUGGAGCGGAAUAAGAUUGACGUUAAUCAGGUGUCUCGUGCUCUGGGGAAAUUGUACAGUGAAAUGAUAUUUGUCCAUGGCUUUGUCCACUGCGACCCCCAUCCGGGUAAUGUUUUGGUCCGACAGAGUGCAGAAAUUGGAGGCCCGGAGAUCAUCCUGCUGGACCACGGACUGUACCAGAAACUAACUGACACCUUCCGCCUGGACUACUGUCGCCUUUGGCAGGCGUUGAUUGCAGUGGACAUGGAGGGGAUCCGCAUAUACAGCCAGCGAAUGGGAGCUGGAGAUUUAUACCCGCUCUUCGCCUGCAUGCUGACUGCCCGCUCCUGGAAGGCCGUGAACCGGGGGAUUGAUCGCGGGCCGGCUGGUAAGGAAGAGACUCAUGAGAUUCGAAGUAAUGCCGCCUCCUACUUACCUCAGAUCAGCCAGCUCCUUGCCAGCGUCCCGCGUCAGAUGCUUCUCCUCCUGAAAACCAAUGACUUGCUGCGUGGGAUUGAGACGGCCCUGCACACGCGGGCGAGUUCCAGCUCUUUCCUCAGCAUGUCCCGUUGCUGUGUUCGAGCGCUUUCCAGACAUCGGAAGGCCUCCGCCUCGUCUCUGUGGUCCUAUCCUCAUAUCUUCAUCUCUGAAUCUGUGUGUCUGGCCAAACUUCAGCUCUAUGAGAUUUUCCUCCAUGCUCAGUCUACCUCCGUGGGGCGGUGGCUGUCCCAUCUCCUACACUGGCUAUCCCAGUACAUACUGUAUAGUGAGGAGCAGUGAUGUACGACUUGAACUGUGGAGUGCAGGAGAGGCACAACAGGCAGCUGCAAUGGUGAUGGGUCCAGUGGAGGGGAACUUGGCUUUUCUGUUCUGCUGCUUCGCAUGCAUCAGAGAAAUGAGGUAUUGAGGCUUAGAAGCUGUACAAUCCCUAUGGAGUCUAGUCCUGUGUGUAUAUCACAGGCUGCGCAGCCUUCAGGACCUGGACUUCUAUGUAUUCUGUCAGAUGCAGCAGUAUGAACUGUCAGUGAUGCUCUAAUUCCUGGAAAUAUAAUGAAGGGGGGGGGGGGGGUAUACAGAGGUGGG
Molecule: messenger RNA, 2361 nt
Organism: Rana temporaria (common frog)
Lineage: Eukaryota; Metazoa; Chordata; Amphibia; Anura; Ranidae
Gene: ADCK1
Product: aarF domain containing kinase 1
Exons: 12
Coding region: 436-2058 (540 amino acids)
Biological process (GO): protein phosphorylation; mitochondrion organization; lipid homeostasis
Cellular component (GO): mitochondrial inner membrane
Molecular function (GO): ATP binding; protein kinase activity
Source: RefSeq, a predicted model, not a curated record